Molecule: messenger RNA, 1741 nt
Organism: Moneuplotes crassus
Lineage: Eukaryota; Ciliophora; Spirotrichea; Euplotida; Euplotidae
Source: the annotation of a GenBank genome assembly
AGAUGAAGCUACAAAAUGUUGUCCUCAGAGAGAUCCUUCUCUUCCUGUCUCUGCAGGAGCUUAUGCAAGCCAGACUUGAGCUUGUCAGCAAACAGUUUUACCACAACAUCUUGGAAGAUAAUGAAUUGCUCAGGAGAAUGAUCCAGAACUAUCUCUGUUUGACUAAAGACUAUUCGAAGGAGCAAGAGUACCAAGAAACUGUUCUUUCUAUCUUUGCAAAAGAAGAUGAACAUAAAGAUCAAGAAGAUUUAGAAGAGAGAAAACAGAGACCUUACCUUAAAAUUUAUGAUGAUCCUUCUUCAGAUGUUUUCCCAGUUUUGAAGAAGAUAUUCAGAGAGCCUAAAAGUCUUUCAUUUAUUGUCCAAAGAACAACAGGAGGCCAACAAUAUGGCUUACAGAAUGCGAAAAGUCUCUUCAAUGAUGACGGAAGAAGGUACAACACUGGGCCAGAAGAGUAUUUUCCCAAUGGAGUUUGCUGUAUCUCAGCCUUGGUAUACAACGAAGAAUUAUAUGAUGAAGGAGCAUUGGUAACGAUUUAUGAGAAAGCUAAUGUAUUAAACAAAUCGAUUGAUCCUUAUGUUGAUCUUGCUGAGCUUCAUAGAAUCAAAUGACUUAAGAGUAAUCAGUAUAAGAUACAAAGAUUUGAAAGCAAAACUAACUUCGAACAAAUGCUGGAUCUAUUGGAAGAACCAUUUUAUUCAGCACCAAAGAUCAUUCACCAUGAUAAAUCAAAGGCUGUAAAUGAAUCCAGUCCUCACUAUCAUACAGAUCACACAUCAAUAAUGGAGUUCAAUACAAAGGUUCACCAAGAGUUAUCAAGAGACAAACUUUUUGUUCUCAAACAGAUAGAUACCGCGCUUGCAAGAGGGUGCAGCUGCCCGUUCAAAGCCUUUGCCAUCUUUGUUCAUGACCACCCUGUUGUGCCAGAAGACCAUGCUCUUACUCUUAUAGUUAAGGGGUUGUAUGACUCCUUGCAGUGGAAUAAAAAGGAUCCUUAUGGUGCUGUGAGAACCAAUAGCCUCAGAAGACGAAGAAGAAAUGUGCAAGAAGAAGAGAAAGAAAAGAAGGUUGAAACCAAUUAUAUAGAGCAAAUAACAAAUACUUAUCAGAAGGGAUUCAAUGCUGGAGUUCUUCCUCAGAUUUGUGAAUCAAAUGAGAACUGGAUUGAGUUCAAUCAAAAAUUCUAUUCGAGCAAACUCAAAUGUCCAAGCACAAAUGAAGAGACUAAGCAUGAUUUCACAGAGAUUCUUCCGAAUAGUUCAACUUCAGAAUUCCUCCCUUCUUUGGAUUCUGAAGAUGCUGAAUCGAUUCUAAGUGACGACAAUUACAGAUUGGCCGGAAUUGUCUACAAUUUAGAUGCUCAAUCAAAGACAUACACCAUUAAAGUAGCACAGCCAAUAACAGGAAGACACAUUACAAUCUUAGGUCUAGACUAUUGGUGUGAAUAUGGAACAGAUCACAACUACGAUUUCGGAGGAGUAUUCUUGAAAGGAAAUCUAAUCCCCAGUUAUCUAACCAUUGAUGAUUAACCCUCCAAAAAUCCUCUCUAUCCCCUUAUCUCUCAUCUCCCAAAUCCGUUCCUCAACGCACUCAUCCCAUAACAAGCCAACUAUAAACGCUAUCCAAAAAUUCCUAAAUUCCCCACCUUCUAUAUCCUCCAGUCAGCUUCUAGUCCAAAUCUCUCCACGGCUAAAAUCUUACCAAACAAGUUAUAGUUAAUUUCUAGGGAAAAGCGCCACUU